AUGACAGCAACAAACAACAACAGCAACUAUAUCGUUUCUGAUGAAAAUAUCAUUGAUUCAUUAGCUGAGGAAUUAGUUGUGGCAGAAACUAAAACCCUCAACGAAAGAAUUGGUGAAAACAAGAUUGAUUUACAUAACUACCUCAAACAUGAUGGAGGAAGAGGAAGGAAAACUGGUAUGGCUUUAUUAGUAAAUAAAAUUUCAAAUUUAACGAUUAUAGAUGUUGAUAUCAAUAAAUCAUACAAUGAUGAACUUAAAGAAACAGUUAGAAAAGACAUUUUAUCAAAACUUUCGGAUAAAGAUGUUAUCGUUAAAACCGCUUCAGGAGGUCUUCACAUUUAUUGCAACACUAAUUUCUUCUAUUCAACCUCGAACAGAAUGAUUAAAUGUUAUUCCUGCAAUGAUUAUGAUAUUGAUAUCAUGACUUCUAUGGAUGAUUCAAAGCGUUCUUUAGUGGUUAUGGCUGAUUCAAGAGUUCGCAAGAAUGCAACAGAACCAAUCAAUACAUACUCAUUCAUUCGUGGAAGUUAUGAUUCAACAUUAACUAGAACAGUGAAUGAUAUAUUAAAUGAUUUGAAUAUUAAGGUAAGAGUUGAACAGAAGAAUGAAGAAAUAAAGACUAUCAUGAAUGAAAACAAAGAU
Trichomonas vaginalis G3 is the source of this 642-nucleotide messenger RNA. RefSeq names its product Prim-pol domain family. The annotation marks the transcript as partial. The record is from RefSeq and is a predicted model, not a curated record. The transcript has a single exon. NCBI's taxonomy places the organism in Eukaryota, Parabasalia, Trichomonadida, Trichomonadidae.